AUGAACAGCUCCAACUCAUCUCACAAUUUCCGCUCCUCCCCGGCCAACAACAGUCCGGCGUACGAGCAGCACAACAUGCCCGCAUCCAACUCCAACUUCAACUCCUUCAACACUCGCCAAUCGGCCUUCCAGCCAUCCCACUCCCACAGCCAGUCCACAAGCGUGCUUCUCAACUCGUCUUCACGCUCCGGCUUCCGUUCACAGUCGCAGCAGUCGCAGCAGUCGCAGCAGCAGCAGCAGCAGCCCGGCUCCAACCGCUCCGUCAGCAUGCGUCCCAUGUCUGCUUUCCAGCCGCUCGACAAUCCAGACUACUACAAUGCAGGCGCCACCUCCAGCCCCACCUCGCCACGCCCGCCUUCCCCUACCGGCUCCACCGCAAGGUCCAUCCGCUCCACCGCCAACACCCCGCUCACCUUCAAGAGCCACGACCUCCGCAGCGCUCUCAGCCUCCAGGAGUCCCAGCAGAAGAAGCUCUACAUGGAGGGCUAUCUCCUCAAGCGCGACGACCUCGGCACCGACGGAAAGCCCCUCAACGUGGCCGACGACAAGCGUCGCUGGUCAGAGUGCUUCGUACAGCUCUCCGGCACCGUCCUCAGCCUCUGGAACGUCCAGCAGAUGGAAGACGCCGCAACUCGCGGCACCGAAGUGCCCCCCACCUACAUCAACAUCACCGACUCCUUUGUCGACUUCAUCGGCCUCCUCAUCGAAGAUCCAAAACUCAUCCCAGGCAGCCGCGGCCGCUACCACCACGCCUUCGCCAUCAACUCGGCCGGCAACAACCGCACCAUCUUUUGCUUCCGCGACCCUCCGCCCUUCCCGCCCGACUCGCUCGAACAGUACCUCGCCCCCGAACACCGCAACAAACCCGAGCACCGCACCGUCAUCGGAUGGCUCAACCUCGGCCAUCGCCACCUCCAGGCUUGGAUCAACGCCAUCCGCCUCGCCUCGUGGGAAAAGGUGCGUCUCGAGGAGAUCUACACCGGCGCUCUCAUCCGUGCCCGCCUCGGCGCCGUCGGUGGCCCCGCCUCGGCUUCCGCAGACGCAAAGCAGGCUCCCGCCGUCUCGGCUUCCGACCUCGCCAUCAAGUCGCCCCUCGUAAAGGGUAAGAUGGAGGGCUGGGUCAAGGCUCGCUUCAUGGGCUCCACCGAGUGGAAAAAGGUCUGGAUGGUCCUCACCGACCACAAGCCAGACGAGUCCGAAUUCGGCGCAAAGAAGAAGUUCUGGAAGAUCGGCUCCUCCGCCGGCGACCGCUCCAGCAUCAUGAGCGUCAACAGCGUAUCCACCGCCGCUCCCGGCGCUCCCGGCGCAGACGGCAAGGAGCUCCCACCUCCUCCCGGCAGCAACGGCGCGCCCGGCGUCGCCAGCUUCUUCGAGUCUAAAAAGGACAAGAAGCCCUUCGCCAGCCUCAUCUACGCCGCCCACGCCUUUGCCGUCUACCCCUCGCGUCCCGAACUCGUCGAGGGCUCGAGCCUCUUCAAGAUCGAAGGCGUCUUCCCCAACUCCACCGUCCUCUCCGCCACCCACCGCGUCCGCACCACCGGCUGGGUCAUGCUCAUGCCAGAGCUCGACACUGCAGGCAGCAAGGGCGCCAACGCAGAGAUGAUGAAGUGGAUCAUCGCCUUCAUGGACGCCUUCAAGCUCUACGGCCGUCCCGACGCCUUUGUCUGGGAGGCUCGCGACCCCGUCUCGCCCUUCUUUGCCUACCCCAUCGGCCCCUUCAAGGACCGCCUCUUCCUCGACAGGGAGCUCGCAGAGUUCCUCGAGAUCGCACGCGAGGACCACCUCACCACCCGCUCCGCACUCCACGGCAUCAUGGCCGCACGCAUGCGCGGCGAGCGCACAAAGAUCCUCCAGCCCCUCCCGCCUCCGUCCCAAAACACCGUGCUGCCCACCCGCACCCCCACCAGCGUGCCCAUGGACGACUCUCGCUCCGCCGCUUCGUCCAACUCGCGCCUGCCGCCCCUCGACUUUGCCGCCAGCCAGCCCGCCGCACAGCCCGCCGCUCCGGCGCUCGCACCCACGCACCAGCAGCAGCACCAAGAAGAUACCAGAGAGCUUCCGGCCGAGCUGCCCGCAAAGCUGCCCCAAACCUUCAAGGAUUCGGCGCGCGGUGACGCUCGCAACGAUGAAGAAGCUCGUCCGGCUUCGCCCGACUUCGACGGCUACCGCCCACCGCGCGAGACGCGUCCCGGUCAGAUGCCGCCCACCUACACAGGCGCACAGACACAGACCGCCACCACUGCCGUGCCGGCUGCACUCACCCCUGCAGGUCCGGCCGGCGCCGUGGCUUCCGUCAGCCUCGCCGCCGCCGAGCCGCUUGUCAACCGUGCCCCGGUCGCCGCACCGCAGACUGCAACGCUCGUCUCCAACGACGCGCACGCAGCUCCUGCAGCCGUUGUGCAGCCCACAUCGCAACCGGCUCCAGCUGCAGCAACCAGCCCAACUGCCCAACAACCCACACACGCGCAGGAGUCUUCGCUCGCCUACCUUGGUGCGUCCAGCGCAUCGCACGCCACUUCUCCCACUGUGGCGUCCGAGCCCGCUGCUGCCCGUGCUGCCCCUGUCUUUGGUCCUUCCGGCAGGGGCGCACAACAGACCAGCUCGGACGACGUGCGCGGUUCCAGGCGCGAGUCCCUGCCCACCAACUACGACGAGAGUGCGCUCUUCUAUAUGGCCUCCAUCUCUGACCAGCUUCCCGCCCCGACCGCACAGCCCGUCGUCAUGUCCGGCCCCAGCCGCGCCGUCGUCACCAAGGAGAGCUCGCUGGCUUCGCGUCCGCAAAGCCUCGCACCCGCAUCGGGCACCACCUCCGCCAUCCAGUCCGAGAGUACGCACACCACCCGUCUUUCGUCGGACCAGGCACAGGCGGCCAGUGUGGCGGCACCGGCGCUCCCGGCCGCCGCUGCUGUGGUGCCUGCGCAGGACCACCACGUCAAGUCCGUCGACCAACCCGCGUCGAGGGCAAACCAGACGGCCGACGACUCGAUCAACGACGAUGCGCUCGCGGCCUACUCGUUCUUGGAGCAGCCGCCUUCGCCCGCGCUUCGCACCGCUGAGCUCGCACGUCGAUCCACGGACGCCGAGCGCAGCCCCGUGCCUUCCGUUGCUGCACCCAUCGUGACGCAGACGGCGCCGGUGUCGACGAACGAGACGUCGAGCUUCGACGCUCGCCCUGCGGCUGUGCAGUACCCGUCGACGUUUGGACAGAACAAGCGGGCUGCCGAGCGCAAGUCGAUCGCUCAGAUGCAGGCGCAGGCGCACCAGGAGGCGCUCUCCAAGCCGGGCCGUGCUGGCGGCGCCAAGCCCAAGGGCCUGCGCCGUCCUGGCUGGGUCGACGACAGCGAGGAAGAAGAGGACGAGGAGGAGGAAGACGAAGAGGAAGACGAUGCCGCCGAUGCUGCGCAUGCAGGCCCGGGUCUGGCUCAGCGUGCCGGUGCAGGAAGCGCGGUGCGCUCGGCGGCUAGCUCGAGCCGCGGCGCACCGGGCACCGACUCGCCCGUCAACCUCGCCGACUCGGUGGGCAGUCUGGGCCGCAGCCACGACGCCGCUGGGCAGGCUGGAGCUCCGGGUGCGUUCCCUCGCUCGGCGUCGGGCUACGGCGCGAGUGUGCUGGGCGGUUCGCGAAGUGCGUCGCCGGGUCAGUCGCCCGCGCGUCCCGGCAUGACGCAUCCGUCCAUCCAGGCGUACCAGCGCCAGUCGAUGUUCAACACGCACCUUGCCGCGGCUCACGGCGACGAUGCGCGGUCGCACACGCCACCGCAGGCACCACAAGGUCCGAUCGUACGCGACCGCCAGACGUUCCUGCAGCUCAACCCAGAGGAGCAGCCCGGCGCGAUGACCACCGUCUUCACGCCGCACGGCCUUGUGCAGGCGGGCGCGCAAGACAAAGCCGAGCGCUCGGCCAAGGCGCAGGAAGCCGAAGCGCGUGCGAUGGGCAGCCAUCUGGUCAACGUGCCCAACAAGCCUCCGCCUCCGCAGGCGGGGUUGUUGGGAGCCAUUACGGCGCACGAGCGCGACCGCAAGGGUGCGGGUGGUUUUGGCGCGACCCUUACGGAGCGCGAACGCGAGCGUGUGGCAGCCGAACGUCGACAGCGCGACGAAGACGCCGCGAGGCAGCAGGCGCAGCAGAUGCAGCAACAGCAGAUGCAGCAGAUGGCCUACUUCAACCCCAUGAUGUACCAGCAGAUGAUGAUGUCCGGCAUGAUGGGCGGCAUGGGCGGCAUGGGUGGCAUGGGCGGCAUGGGGAUGAUGGGCAUGGGCAUGCCAGGGAUGGGCGGCUUUGGAGGCAGCCAAAUCGGCGGUAGCCAGAUGGGCUUUGAUCCUAUGAUGGCUCAGCAACAGGCGAUGCAGGCGGCGCAGAUGGCGUACAUGAAAGCGCUGCAGCAGGCGCAUGAAGGCUCCGUCGUCGGACAUGGAUCGCCGGGAGCGGCGCCGGCGAGUGCGAUGGGCAUGCAGACGGGUAUGCCGUUCGUGGCGAGCCCGCACAUGAGCAUGAUGGGCGCCCCCUAUCCUGGAUUCAUGGCGCAGUCCGGCAUGGGGAACAGCGAGUAUAACGGCGCCACCAGCCCGUCGCAGAGGCCGAACAAGCCGAACGGCCAGAACUGA
Messenger RNA from Moesziomyces aphidis, 4605 nucleotides. The record is from the annotation of a GenBank genome assembly. NCBI's taxonomy places the organism in Eukaryota, Fungi, Basidiomycota, Ustilaginomycetes, Ustilaginales, Ustilaginaceae.